AUGUCCACAAGGAUGUUGGUGUUUUUGUCAGUGGUGAUCAAGCUUUUCCUCCAGCUGGAUGCAUCUGCUUGUCCUGAGAAAUGCGACUGCUCUCUGAAGGACGGAAUUCGUUGCUCUGGUCCCCAUAUAAAAGACCUGGAAUCAUUAAAUCUGCCUUGCAACAUGACAGAAAUUCACAUAACGAACACUCAUGUAACAUCCUUGCAGGAUACUUUUUCCAGGAUGCUGCAGCUACAGAAUCUCAUCUUAACUUCCAACAACAUAUCUGUGAUUUCACCAACGGCUUUUAAAGGCUUGCAUCGGCUAAGAGCCCUCAAGCUGCUGGAUAACACGCUGGCUGAGCUUCCCGAAGAAGUGUUCAGUGACAUGGAAUCCCUCCAGCAAUUGAUCAUUGAAAAUAACAGGUUGAAACGUAUAGAAGAGAAUCUCUUUGACAAACUGGUCAGUUUGCAGGAGCUUUUUUUGAACAAAAACCAGCUAACAGCGCUUCCUGGAGGUGCACUGAAGAAGCUUGCCAGGCUCGAAGUGCUGAACUUGUCGAGGAACAACUUGGCAGCGCUGCCUAGCGCUCUGUUCAGUGCAUUGACCAGACUUCAGAGGCUGAUGCUGUAUUUUAACCAGCUCUCCUCAAUAGAGUCUGGUCUGUUCGAUAGCUUGAAGGAGCUGCUGGAACUUUUCCUGCAUUCAAACAACAUCCAGUCCAUCGCUCCCAGUGCAUUUCACUGUCUUGGUAAACUGCGAGUUCUCACGCUCUCCAGAAACAAGCUUGAGCUUUUGCCUUCUGGCCUUUUCCUGCACUUACCUAACCUGUCUAAACUGACCUUGUACAGGAAUCCCCUGAAGUCACUUCCAGAAGUAUUGUUUGGAGAAAUGAGGAAUCUUGGUAGCCUGUGGCUGUAUCACACACAGCUCUCAACUCUACCAGAUUUUGUGUUCAGUAACUUGACAAAUUUAGAGCUUCUUGUGCUGAGUUUCAACCCAGAACUUAGUGUUCUUCCUAAGAAUGUGUUCAGUGGCCUGAUCGAACUGCAGGGCCUAUCUCUGCAUACAACUAAUAUUUCCAGUCUGCCAGAGGGCAUCUUCCUGGACCUUCAGAAGCUGCAGAAUGUUUCCAUUUUUGAUUCGAGGCUUGAGUUUCUUCCUAGUAACCUCUUUCAUAAUCUCAAGCACCUUCAAAAAGUUUACCUCAAUAGUACUAAGCUGCAGUCUCUUCCUGGAGAUAUUUUUACAGCUUUACCUGAACUGCAAGAAGUCUUCCUUGACAACAACCCUUGGAAAUGUGAUUGCCAAAUUCUUGGCUUCCAGGAAUGGCUUCGAAAGAGCACUGAUAUAGUAAGAAAAGCCCAAUCUCUGAUGUGUGACAGCCCACUAGCACUGAAGAAUAUUUCCCUUAUGGCUCUAGAAGGUCAUCACAUGAAUUGCCUGCCAACCUCAGCUACUAUAUACCAGGCACUUGGGAGCUCAGCUCAUCCCCAAAUUUCAACUUCUCUGGUGACAGAGCAGCCGAAAUCAACUUCGGUGGCCACUAUAACAGCAGUGACCAGCACAGAUGCUAAAGCACCCACAUCGAUGCCUCUUGCAACGCUAGGUUUCACUUAUUCACACGUUCCAGGUGUUGGACAGUCUCAUUCUUCAGAUGUUCCAGCCCAAACCUCUCUGAGAAUCUUUGUAGAAACCAACAGCAUAAGAGGAACAGAUUUAAAUUUAACUACUCCUGCCUGGUGGGAGGAGUUGCCAGCCCGCAUGAGUGCUGAGCCACGUUUUAAUACUAUAGUUCCCUAUUGUCAAUUCUUUUUGUGUCUUCAUAGCUUGAUUUUAGCAGUCCAGAUUGUAACUGUUGUGAUCACUCUGUAUAUGAUGUGUAAAACUAGGCAAUUCUUACACUCCAGGGAGAUUCCUGCUCAGCCUGUUGUUCUGAUAAAAAUUAUUAAGAAACUAUAG
Molecule: messenger RNA, 1941 nt
Organism: Tinamus guttatus (white-throated tinamou)
Lineage: Eukaryota; Metazoa; Chordata; Aves; Tinamiformes; Tinamidae
Source: RefSeq, a predicted model, not a curated record